AUGGCAUCCUUCAAAUCCGUUCGUGAUUUGCUGGUUAUUGGUUUUGACGAAGGUUUAUUGGACGAAGAAGAGUUUUUGCUGUUGCACGAACAAUAUACUUCUCUGAAUGCUGAGUAUCCGUACACAAGCUAUCCAGCCUUUGACCUAGAGUUAAAGGACGAAGUUGAAUGCAAAACUGAAUUUAGAGUGGAAAAGAAUGAUAUACCAGGACUUGCGGAUACGCUAAGGAUUCCAGAAAUUGUAAAAUGUUACCAAGGGACUAUUUGUGGACGAGAAGAAGCCUUGUGCAUUCCUACCUGA
Paramuricea clavata is the source of this 300-nucleotide messenger RNA. Lineage: Eukaryota; Metazoa; Cnidaria; Anthozoa; Malacalcyonacea; Plexauridae. The record is from the annotation of a GenBank genome assembly.